This is a messenger RNA of Stylonychia lemnae, 1146 nucleotides long. The record is from the annotation of a GenBank genome assembly. NCBI's taxonomy places the organism in Eukaryota, Ciliophora, Spirotrichea, Sporadotrichida, Oxytrichidae.
AUGGACGGAGGUGAUUAUGCUGGAGGAAUUUCCACUCCUAUCGUUAUUGAUAAUGGAUCAGGUGUCAUUAAAGCUGGCUUUGGAGGAGAAGAAUUGCCACAAAAAGUCUUUAAUUCAUUUGUAGGAAGACCAAAACAUGAAAAGGUUAUGAUUACCACUAAUGAGCAAGAUGUUUACAUUGGAGAUGUUAUUGAAAAAUAUAAAGGAGUGCUGAAGCUUAACUAUCCAAUUGAGCAUGGAAUAAUCGUUGAUUGGAAAGAUAUGGAGAUGUUGUGGAGGCAUGUUUUCGAUGAACUAAAGGUUUCACCUAAGGAACAUCCAGUACUUUUGACUGAAGCACCACUCAAUCCAUAUAUGAAUAGAAUAAAGGCAGCAGAUUGCUUCUUUGAAACAUUCUAGACACCCAGUCUAUUUUUCCAAACACAAGCAGUGCUUAGUCUUUACGCUUAGGGUAAAACCUCUGGAGUGGUUGUAGAUUGUGGAGAUGGAGUAUGCCACUGUUCACCCGUGUAUGAAGGUUUCUCAAUUAAUAGUGCAGUUCAAAGGAUUGACUUAGGAGGUAGAGAUAUUACUGCUCAUCUGAUGAACUUAUUGAGAAGAGCAGGAUAUAUCUUCCACACAACAGCAGAGUUCGAGAUUGUGAAAAAAAUUAAGGAGAAGUACUGCUAUGUUGCUCCAAUGAAUUCCAGCAACGAUGAAUUCUUGAAAGUUCAAGAUGAUAGAACUCAAACUUCAUAUAUCCUACCAGAUGGCACUUAGAUGAAGAUCUCUUCUGAAAAAUAUAAAGCUCCAGAGAUUUUGUUCUCACCUGAUAAAAUCGGUCUUGAAUACCCAGGAGUUCACGAGAUGGUUAUUAAUGCUAUUAAAAAGUGCGAUAUUGAUCUUAGAAAGACAUUGUAUAACAAUAUUAUUGCUGCUGGUGGUACUACUCUGUUUAUGGGUUUCAGUGAUCGCUUACAUAAGAGUAUCUAGAAGCUCGCGCCAAAAGAUAUGAAAAUCACUCUUAUAGCCCCAAACAACAGAAAGAAUUCUUGCUGGAUUGGAGGUGCAACAGUCUCUUCACUCAAAGCUUUUAGUAGGAUGUGGGUAACAAAAAAGGAGUACGAAGAAGAGGGUGCGAGAGUUCUAUUAAGAUAGAGUGUUUGA